Dothidotthia symphoricarpi CBS 119687 is the source of this 771-nucleotide messenger RNA. RefSeq lists its product as uncharacterized. Bases 59 to 766 code for a protein of 235 amino acids. The transcript has a single exon. Lineage: Eukaryota; Fungi; Ascomycota; Dothideomycetes; Pleosporales; Dothidotthiaceae. The record is from RefSeq and is a predicted model, not a curated record.
UCUUCCUCUUCUUGUCACUCGUCAAACCGUACAUGCUUAUCUACCUACUAUUUCUAUUAUGCCCCACAGCUCUUCCAACCACGACCAUAACAGUGCUCUUGGCCAUGGUGCUUCAUGGAAUCACGUGCACACAGCCUCAACUCCAAAUCCCGCUGUGCCACAAUCCACAAUUCCUCCACCUCCACCGCUUCCACCUGCUUCACGUCCCAAGAACCCAAAAAUAUCAUGUACUAUUCCGCCACCGCUUGGACUGCCUUCGAGUUUCGGCUACGAGCCCGUCGGCAAAGACAUGGCGAAACGGAUAAUGAUGUUCCUUGCUGAAGAGAAGACUGAGCAUCGCGCACCACCUUUAGUCCCUUGCCAUAUGUUCUUCUAUGGUUCUCUCAUGGAUCCUGAUGUCCUUCAAGCCAUAACCGGGUUGCCUGAAGCGCCCUUAGUUAAAAAGGGCACUAUCACCGGCUUCUCGAUCAGAAUGUGGGGCACCUAUCCUGCCCUGGUACCAUGCAGUACCGGAGAGGUUAAAGGAACUGUGUGGGAGCUCACUUCAGAAGCUCACUUCCGGCGGCUCGCCGACUAUGAAACAUUAGCAUACACAUGGUGCGAAUGCAACGUUGUGCUGGAAGAUGGAAAAUCUCUCUCCAGCUGUCGUACGUUCUGUUGGGCUGGUGAUGUCAACAGUCAAGACUUGGAGGAAAGAGAAUUUGACUUCGAGCGGUACCAGAAGCACUUCAAACCGUCCGUCUUACGCCGCGGUACCCCGAGUUAGAUGAG